GACCUAACUAAGUUACUUGAAUAUACCCUGAAGUAGUCGUUCAGGAAAAUAUACGCAAAUCAUAAAGCCAAAAAGUGAUGAUGAGUAAAGAAGAGAAUCAUGUGCCAUCAGAUGAAUUUGAGCACUAUGAAAAGUUCAUAGGUGAUAAAAAAACAAGGCCAAAUAUGAGUCUACAGCAGAAAAUUGAAAUCUACGGUCUGUGGUGUGUGGCCGUCCGGGGAAAGUGUACGCAGCCAAAGCCUUCCCGCUUGCGGCCAAUUGUGUAUGGAAAGUGGUUAGCAUGGAAGAAAUACGAACAUCUUGAUAAAGAUAAGGCACGAAAGAUGUUUGUGGAGCAUGCCAAGAAGAUUCUUGGAAAGUCUAAGUUGUAAUCAAUCUUUAGUUUCAUCACAUGUGUUGGUGAUGUGUUGGGAACUUUUCUGUUCUUCAUAUAUAGUAAUAGUGACCUGCAUUUCAAAAAUACUAUAACGUCUUUUCUUUAUUUUUAAUAUGUCAAUGUUGACGAUUCUGUAGCUUUAAGAUGGACCUUGUAAUCAUUAAAAAUAUGCAGGGCUGUGAAGCAAGCAAAAUAUGGGAAUACACCAAAGACCAUCUGAAUCCAAGUGAAGAUUCUCUCGAAUUCUUAAUGCUUUGUAACUAGUAUUUUUUAAUACAUCUAACGAUGUUUGUAAUGUGCCAGAAAUUAUUAACAUGACGAUACAAUGGACUUCUUAGACAUAAUAUUU
Messenger RNA from Phytomonas sp. Hart1, 725 nucleotides. NCBI's taxonomy places the organism in Eukaryota, Euglenozoa, Kinetoplastea, Trypanosomatida, Trypanosomatidae. The record is from the annotation of a GenBank genome assembly.